Messenger RNA from Lottia gigantea (owl limpet), 669 nucleotides. RefSeq lists its product as hypothetical. The record is from RefSeq and is a predicted model, not a curated record. Bases 1 to 669 code for a protein of 222 amino acids. Lineage: Eukaryota; Metazoa; Mollusca; Gastropoda; Lottiidae. The transcript is spliced from 3 exons.
AUGUGUAGAAACAUUUUACUGAUAUCUUCGAUUGUUUCUUUUCUUUCAAUAGUCAUGUUUACGGUAAUUUCCAAAUUUCCACCUGAAUCAGAAGUUCCUGAAAUAGGAAUGUUUAGACGCAGUCCAGCUGAAAUGAUGAGAGAUUUUGCAAGACAAAAUCUACAAUUGGACGCGUCCAGAAAUGACGAACCAAGCUCUCCUGGUCCAGCAACACGACAUGAAGAACAAGAAAGAAAAGGCUUUGGUGAUGGAAAAUCGUCUGUACUGACUAAUGGUUCAUUACGUCUUCUGCAAUCUGCGAAAACGAAAACAGAAACGUCUGAGAAUGUUCCAGCCGGAUCUGAUGACGAACGGGAAAAGAAAUUACAACACAAGAAUCUCUAUUUAGAUUUAUCACAGUAUGUUAUACCGCAAAAACCUGUUCUGGAUUUCUCCAAAUACGUCAUCAACAGACCUGACCUGACCAUUGACAUUAAAGAUGAAUCCAAAGACGUUAUGAAAGUUCCGGAUGUCCAUUUAGAUAUCACAGAAGGGAAUGGAAACAUAAAGCAAAAGAAACCAUCAAGAUUUCAAAGAUUAAGACGAAGUUUACAAGAUUUAAAGAAAAGAGUAGCUCGACCUUUUACGCUUUUAACAGACUGUUUCAACUCUAAUCAAUACACUGAAUAA